Molecule: messenger RNA, 959 nt
Organism: Vicia villosa (hairy vetch)
Lineage: Eukaryota; Viridiplantae; Streptophyta; Magnoliopsida; Fabales; Fabaceae
Exons: 3
Coding region: 444-959 (171 amino acids)
Source: RefSeq, a predicted model, not a curated record
UCGCCCCACACAAAUGGACUUUCAAAAAUUGUAUGGCUUUUGCAACACACUCAAAAGUAGAUUGAAGGUGCUAGAGAGAGAAGCAGGAGAGAGAUAAGUUGGAUAGAGAAAAGAUAGAGAGGCAAAAAACUGAAGAAGUGGUUGAGAAAGAACAACCUGAAAAAGUGGCACAGAGCUUGCAGCAACUUGAAAAAGUGGCAGAAAGUCAACAGCUUGAAAAAGUGGCAGAAAGGCAACAACCUGAACAAGUGUCAAAGAACUUGAAACAACGUGAAAAAGGGACACAAAGGAAAUAACCAAAUAAUAAAGGUUCUUGCAACCCUGGAUCAUUUGGAAAUAUUCCCGAGGGUCUCUUUCCUGUUAAUAUAUGUUUAUCAUCGCCGAGUCAGUGUUUGGUUGCUCGUGGCAAACUAUAUAACACCAAAGGUAACACAGUGCACGGCAUGACGUUACCACAUAGAUAUGUCAAGGUUAAUAUCGAAGUUGCUAUUGUGCCAAAUGCUCCAUUGCCGAUAUCUGUUGAUGGUGGAGAUGUAUCGAUGGUUUGUCAUGCAAUAGGAACAAUUGUGCCAUGGCCAAUGAAACUUCUUGAAUUUGUUGCUGAAUGUGAAAAGAAUCCUGAUCAAUCCCAAAACAAAGCUAAGAAUACCCAACGAAGUGUUGAUUCUGUUUCAUCACCUAACAAAAGCAACAAAAAAUCCAAAAUUGAAGAGUCUCCUAGAGUUGGCGGUUCAACCGGUCUUGUAAAUUUACCUUUCCUUGAUAUGUAUGUGAAAAAUAUGAUGAGGGUUGGAUCUUUAGUUCAAAUAAAAAUGGAGAAAAGUAUAUUUGGUGAGGAGUUUUUAAAGCAUCUACGUGUAGAGAAUAUAAAAGAGAUUCUUGAUCACAACUGGUUAAGUGCCUCUAUUAUCACUGUAUUUUCCAGGUACCUAUAUUAUUACAAAUGUUCUCUAAUCUGA